AUGGCGAGCCAGUUCGGGGCCAUCCGGGUGGGGGUCUCUCUGGAUAUCCAGAGGAGCGACGGCCGCGUUCACCUAGCCCUGGUCACGGCGCUGCACGAGGACUCCAGCAGCGUGACGGUGGAGUGGGCCGAGAACGGGGCCAGCAAGGGCAAAAAGGUGGAGCUGGGCCUGGCCUUCGCGCUCAACCCCCACCUGGCCCCGCCGGGGAUCCCCACCCCGCCCUUGGAGCGAGGGGACAGCCCCAGCCCCCCUGCCAACUACGUGGUGACCCCCAUCACGAAGGAGAAGCCGAGCGGGGACAGCGUGGAGCGCGCGCCCAAAAGAGUGGCCGCGGCUGGCCGGGCCAGCCCGAGCGCGCGGCACAAAUCCCCCUGCGUGCUGGAGGUGGAGCGCCUGCGCGAGCGGCGGGAGAAGCGUCGCCAGGAGGUGCUGGAGCGGCGAGCCCAGCGCGAAGCCGGCCACGUGCGCGCCGACGCCAUCGCCAUGAUCGACGGCUAUCGAGCCGCUUUGAUGCGCGACGGGGCGGAGCCCGCCCCGCUGGCCCAAGCCUGUCCCGCUGAAGGCGGCGGCGGCGGCAGCGGCAACUCCCGCAAGAUAUCUGUCUGUGUGCGCAAGAGGCCGCUCAACGACCGGGAGGCCGACUUGGACGUGGUCACGAUCCCCUGCCCCGAUGUGGUGGUGGUGCACGAGGCCAGGCAGAGGUUCGACCUGACGCGCUACCUGGAGAACCAGACCUUCCGCUUCGACCGCGCCUUCGACGAGGCUGCCACCAACGAAAGCGUCUACCAGCACACGGCCCAGCCGCUGGUGGAGACCCUCUUCCGGGGAGGCACGGCCACUUGCUUUGCCUACGGCCAGACCGGCAGCGGCAAGACCCACACCAUGGGCGGUGACUUCUCCGGCAAAACCCAGGAGUCUUCCAAAGGGAUCUACGCCAUGGUGGCCAGGGAUGUUUUCUGCAAGCUGCAGGAGGCUGCUUACGAGAUGAUGGAGCUCCAAGUCUUUGGGGCUUUCUUCGAGAUCUACUGGGGUAAGGUCUAUGAUCUGCUCAACUGGAAGAACCCGCUCAAGGUGCUGGAGGACAGCAACCAACAGGUUCAGGUGGUUGGGUUACUGGAACAGGAAGUGGUUUGCGUAGAGAAUGUAAUGAAGCUUAUUGAGAUAGGGAACAGGUGCCGGACGUCCGGGCAGACCUCUGCAAACACCCAUUCCUCACGAAGCCACGCUGUUUUCCAGAUCAUCCUCAAGAGGAAAGGGAGACUGUACGGGAAGUUUUCCUUGGUUGACUUGGCUGGCAAUGAGAGAGGAGCAGAUACUUCCAGUGCGGACAGGCAAACCAGGCUGGAGGGAGCAGAGAUCAACAAAAGUCUCUUGGCAUUGAAAGAAUGCAUAAGGGCCUUGGGGCGCAACAAAGGCCACACUCCUUUUCGAGCCAGCAAGCUUACCCAGGUGUUGAGGGAUUCGUUCGUUGGGGAAAACUCAUGCACUUGCAUGAUAGCCACAAUUUCCCCUGGGAUGAAGUCAUACGAGCACACGCUCAACACGCUGAGGUAUGCCAACCGUGUGAAAGAACUCUCCGUGGACCCAAAUGCUUUCAAGCAAUUUCAUCGUAUUGUGCCCAGAUCAGUCUGCCAGCUUGAUGACUUGGCAAAGCCAUGGCCCAUUGAAAGCUUGCCCGAGACAGACGAGUUCAAAGUGUUUUGUGUUCAGAAAGAGGGCCAGGUCUCUCCACAGUCGCUUACGUUUGUUAGAAGAUCAAAAGACCAGAAGAAAAGGAAGGGGGUUGAUGAGAGAAUACUAGUGGAGGAUCGCAAGGAGUCUCUCCAGUGGCUGAAAGCAUUCCUUCAUAUGGCUGAAAAAAUAGAGUACGACAUGGAUUUUUACGCAGCACAGUUUGAGUCUGUGCUGGCCCAGAAGAUUGCUGUUCUGUCGGAGAUCCAAGAUCAAUUGAAAUCUUUCCGCUCAAAUCUUCAUAACGAAGAACUGGGAAAUGGGCACAUAGUCAUGAAGAAAUCUCGUAUUCUGUGA
This is a messenger RNA of Sphaerodactylus townsendi, 2028 nucleotides long. Its product is annotated as kinesin-like protein KIF2A. Gene Ontology annotation, molecular function: microtubule binding; ATP binding; microtubule motor activity. NCBI's taxonomy places the organism in Eukaryota, Metazoa, Chordata, Lepidosauria, Squamata, Sphaerodactylidae. Gene Ontology annotation, biological process: microtubule-based movement. The transcript has a single exon. Bases 1 to 2028 code for a protein of 675 amino acids. The record is from RefSeq and is a predicted model, not a curated record.